UUGUGUUAGUAUUGGUGUCUCACACUGACAUAGACAGAGUCUCACAUUUUUUCAGAGGUGUCGAUAAUAAAGAAAUUUGUCCCUAAUUGAAAGGAAAAAUAUAAUAAAAUGCAAGGACCAAUAUGCAAAAUGACAAUCUUUGUUUCUAUUCAUGCCAAUCUUAUUUUCACAUUCAAAGAACAUCACACAACAAAACAAAGUUAACAACAACAGCCUCAAUUUGCUUCAUCACACAAACUCACAAACACAAAGCAGAACAAUCAUCUUACAAAUCUCAGCUCUCUAACAUAAUUAGUACUAUCUUUGAAAACCAUUGAAGCAUUUCAAAGGUUAUGGCUUUUCUUCUACCAAAUCUCCAACCUUAUCUUCAAACUCAAUCCAAAUCCAAAGACAAGCCUCUUCAUCAAACCCUUUCACAACCAAAACCCACUUCUCAUUUUCAUGUAUCUUCAACUUCCUCAGCUUCUUCUUCUCCCUUAGCCAAUCUUCAAACUUCAACUUCACAACAACAGCUUCCAAAAGAUGAAUUCUAUGUCAACCUUGGACUUGCCGUGCGAACUCUCCGCGAAGACAUGCCUAUGAUCUUCAUCAAAGACCUCAAUUAUGAUAUCUAUAGGGACGAUAUAACAUUUUUGGACCCGUUAAACACAUUUACCGGAAUCGAAAAGUACAAAUUGAUCUUCUGGGCAUUGAGGUUUCAUGGAAAACUCUUGUUUCAUGAGAUAUCACUUGAUGUAUACAGAGUGUGGCAACCUUCAAAGAAUGUAAUACUGAUUAGGUGGAACCUCAAAGGCGCACCGCGCGUCCCUUGGGAAGCUAAAGGAGAAUUUCAAGGCACUUCAAAGUAUAAGUUAGACAAAAAUGGCAAGAUUUAUGAACACAAAGUUGAUAACUUAGCAUUCAGUUUUCCACAAAAUGUUAAACCAGUUUCAGUUUUGGAUUUGAUUACUUCUUGCCCUGCAAGUCCAAAUCCUACAUUUUUGUGGGGUUCUGUGGAUAUCUACUCUUCUUCAUGGAUAAUUUUAUAUAAGACAGUUAGGGAGACAAUAUUAUAUCAAGAAAGAAGUUUGUUGCCACAAGAUGGUCUAGCUACUUGUUCAUACCUAUGAGCUAUCGCACGACGGAUCCAAAAAUUGUAGGAGCAAUACUCAUGUAAUGUAUGAUGUAUAGUAUAUGUUGUGACAACUUAUAUAUAACAAUCAAUAUGUAUAAUAUCGAGUUUGUUGUAGUCGGCUACCUGGAUCCGCCCCCAUUGUAUAAUAUAUAUAUAUAGAUCAAAGA
This is a messenger RNA of Vicia villosa (hairy vetch), 1281 nucleotides long. RefSeq lists its product as uncharacterized. The coding region runs from base 333 to 1109 and encodes 258 amino acids. NCBI's taxonomy places the organism in Eukaryota, Viridiplantae, Streptophyta, Magnoliopsida, Fabales, Fabaceae. The record is from RefSeq and is a predicted model, not a curated record. The transcript is spliced from 2 exons.